GUAUAACCUGGCUUCUGUAUUAUGGUUUUGAUUAAGCUGGGUUAACUUGACAGCUUUAAAAAUGAUGCAACAAUAUAUGAAAGAACUUGAACAAGAUCCUUACAGUUAUGAAGACUUUGUUGAACGUUUAGCUUGGAGAACAGUAGAUGGGUUUAAGGAAGAUGGGAUUCAUGGAUUUGAUCCUAAUUUAAUGCACGAAACAUUUCUCCAAGCAAUUAAGGAUUUGCAAGUUCUUCAAGAUCGUCAGUGUAAGAAAUGUGAAAAACUUGAACUCAUUUGCAAGGAAGAAGAAGCUAAUCAUUUCCAGGAUAUAGCUCAUUUGCAGGACAAAAAUAAGGAAGCUUUUGCUUUGUUUCAAGAUUUGGAUGAAAGAAUAAAUUUUGUUGCAACUAAAGUAAUACAUCUUGGAGAUCAGUUAGAAAGUGUCAAUGUUCCCAGAUCUAGAGCUGUUGAAGCACAAAGGCUAAUGGUAUAUUUUAGUGAAUUUCUAAGCCCUGGACCUGUUCUUGCCAGCGUCUUUUCAAAUAAAGAAGAGGUCUUUGAAGCUGCUGAUAUUAUACAAAAACUUCAUAUGAUCUCACAAGAACUUCCAUCUGACAAAUUUAAAGAUGCAAGAUCAAAAAUCAGUUUAAAAUAUGAUGAAAUUGAAAGAUCAUUAAUUGAAGAAUUUGUAAAGUCACAUAGGGUUCAUGAAACAACCAGAAUGAAAGAAAUUGCGAAUAUCCUUAUGCAUUUCAAAUCUUACUCACAGUGCAUUGAUGCUUUCAUUGAAGAAAGUCAGAUGGGAACAUUUGUUGGAAAAGAUAUUUUCAAGGAAAUAUUACCUCUCACAAAAAAAAAUUUUAGCAUCAUGAGAGAAGUUUUUAGUAACCCGGAACAAGUCAUGGCCAAAUUUGUUUUGAAUAUUUACCACUUAAAACUACAGAAACAUAUUGUAAGCAACCUUUCUGACAAGUCUGAUACAAAUAAAUAUCUAAGAAACUUAAUGGAAUUAUAUACUAGGACUACUGAACUAUCUGCAGAAUUGAGCUGUUUCAAAAUGGGGUCUGACGAUUCAUAUCUUCAAAAGCUAACUCAUAAUAUAUUUCAAAAAUAUUUAGAAUCGUAUAUAAGUGUCGAAGUCAAGGGCUUAAAGGAAAAAUGUUCAACAUUGUUACAAAAAUAUUAUGAUUCCAAAGAUCACCAUAAACGACAAAUACAGUCUGGAGGAUUUCAAGACUUUAGACGUGAUCUUCAAGCUGUAAUUGGCACAAGAGCUAAUAUUAACAUUGCUCAAAUUGAAGAUUAUGGAGGAGAAACAUUUUUAUCUGAAGAAUUGGUUAUUAGUCUUAUACAAGAGUCUAAGCAGGCGUUUUACAGAUGUAAAUUGCUCUCUAAACCUGCAGACUUAGCAAGUAAUGCAGUGCAGCUGUUAGAAGUUCUAUUAAAUUGUAUUAUAAUUGAUCAUGUUGAUUAUGCUGUAGAAUUAGCUUUACAAGCAGUACCGAUUCCUGAAAGUAAAACACAGUCUCAGCCAAUUUAUUUCUUUGAUGUUGUAAGACAGGCAAAUACUAUUGUGCAUCUGAUUGAAAAACACUUCAACGAUUCUGCUCUUCCUUUAGUAAUGUCGACUUCUAAACAUGGAGAAUGUGUUAUGAAAAAAAAGUUCCUGCUAAAUCAUUUAGAACAGAAAUUGGACAGCGGUAUUGAUAGGGCACUGAAUGCUAUAGUGGGGUGGGUAAAAGUAUUUCUUCAAUCUGAGCAGAAAAAGACUGAUUUCAAACCUGAAACUGAGUUGAAUACAUUAUCAUCCCCUGCUUGUAUAGCUGUAGUGGAGUACUUCAAUGAUAACGUCAAACAUAUUAGAGCCUGUCUAGAUGGCAGAAAUAUUGAAUGUGUAAUGACAGAAUUGGGCUGUCGUUUUCAUAGAGUAAUUUAUGAUCAUUUGCAGCAAUUUCAAUACAAUUCGACCGGCGCACUUUGUGUUAUAUGUGACAUGAACGAAUAUAGGAAAUGUGUGAAGGAACUUAAUUCUUGUUUGGUUAAUACAUUAUUUGAUACUCUACAUGCUCUUUGCAACGUGCUGCUAGUGAAACCUGAAAAUUUAGAUCAAGUGUGCACAGGUGAUCAGUUGUCUCUCUUAGAUCGUUCUGUCGUACUAAAUUUCAUCCAGUUAAGGAAUGAUUACAAGACUCAGAAGUUAUCAAAUUUUCUUAAAGGGAUGUCUGCUUGAUACUGGAAGGUAUUCAGAGAAUCUGAACUUAUCUUCAAAAACUGUGAUUCAUAUGCCCCAUGAUGUGUCUCAACACUAUUCUCUCAAGCCUGUCAAUCUUUUCAGCUAGAGUUUUACGUAUGAUCCAGGUUAUAGCCUUCAGGAACAUCCUCCAAUCAGCCACAUCAUCAGCAUAACCAAGCACUCAUUUUACUAAACACUUUACCUGACUGUUUAAACUCAGCUCUCUUCAUCAUAACUUGGAGGGAAACAUUUAAUAAAAGUGGUGAGAGUGGAUCACCCUAACAACUGCAAAAGGUUGUCUAUCUUCUCAUGCCUCAUCUUCUCAUUUACUUUCACUCUUCUAACAUUCACUUGCAUUCAAGUGCAUGCUGCAAAUUUUAUUACUGCUAGGUAGAGUUCUUUUCUGUUAAUAGAAUCAUACACAGUUUUAAAAUCUAUGAAAAGGAACCAUAUAAUUUCAUUGAUUUCCUUUUUUUUUUUAUUUGUCUUAAUGAAAAAAAUCUGGUCAAUAGUUGAUCUAUUCCUUUUGAACCGCUCCCUCUCUCCACAGCUAUCAUCCAGCUGAGGUUCUACUUGUUCUACUAAUCAAUUAUAUUAAAUAAUCAAAAAUAUUUUAUAAACAGUGUUCAGUAGGAUGAUACUCCAGUAAUUCUUGCAAUCUGUGGAAGCAUCUUCCUUUCUGAAUAAGUAUAUGUUGACCAAUUCCUUCAAGCUAUAAAUAUAGAAAAAUAAAGAAUAUAGGUUCUUGUAUGCCUGCUGACUUUGAACAGUCAUAAUCCAUGGAUCUAGACAUUUUUUCCUGUCCUUGAACUUGAGUUAGUGGGAAGGACACAGCCCAAUUGGCCCCAAAGGGAUUGGUUCUGGAACCUGCCACUGCAACAUGAAAACCAUGGUCCGUAGCAAUGUGAGGUUGAGUGGCCUCCUCCAUUACUGUUCUCCCACAAGCAUAAAAUGUCUGUGAAGACCAUGUUGUGCAGCCAAAAAUAUACAUUACUAAGAACUGAAGUUCUUGUCCGGCCUACAAACCAUUGCCCUGAUGGUGAUCCACAUGUUUAGAUUGAAAUGUCCGCUAACUCAAUAAACAUAAUUUUUUGACGGGGCAUCCUGACCAUUUUUCAUGCUUGCAAUUUUAACACCCUAAUUUAGUUUAUAAAGCAACUCAAACAAAAUACCCAUUAAUAGUCGUAUCCGUCAGAUGAAAAUUUUCUCUUAAUAAAUAAAUAACGAAAAAGAAAAUUGCACACCCAGUAUUCUCAUGGAUACAAUGAUUUUGUAAGCAGGUGAAUCAAUCCUGAAAUAGGUUAUAAAUAAUUAUGAGUCUGUGUAUGUCUGUAUAUCACAACCAAAGCAAAGAUCUUUAAUUUUAGUAAUAUUGAUGUACAAGUUGUAUAUUUAAAUUUCUUUAAAAUGCUCACUGUUGUCAAUUUAUUUUUCUAAACUAAGAAUAAAACAUUUAUUUUUAUGUUGUAAUAAAUUACAAGCAAUGCUAUAUGGCAUGAGCUACAACAUAUAAAUAUAGGUGAGAUGAUAGCUGUUAGUCAGGAUGUAUAACGAACAAAUUAUGAUAAAGAUAAAAGAAUUGUGUUUGGUUGUACCUUAAGAAUGAGGAUUUUGAGGUAAUUCAAUGAAACCAAGUUUGUAUUGACAUCAAACCUUCGGGCUCACUAAGCAUUUUAUCCAUUUAUUAUAUUAUAAAUGAUUGUAUUUUUUUUUUAGUCCCAACAGAUUUGGUUUUAGCAUUUUAUAUUUAUCUUAGCUACUCAUUGUUUAUUGUAUUAUUAUAAUUAAGGAAAGUAAUUACCAGUUAUUUAAUUUGUUCUGCUGUCAGUACUUGUUUUUUUAAUAUAUAUUCUCAUAUCUUAUUACAACAAAAACGUUUUGUCAAUAGAAAUAAAUGCAUACAUCAUCAGUUUAUUGCAAAAAGUCAUUAAAGCACAUUUUAAAUUAAUUUUAUCUGAAUAGUACCUAGGUUGUAAUAUCCAAUCAUAUUUAUUAAUCCAAAAAUUCAUUUUAAAAAAGUGCAUCAAAACAGAAAAUCAUGUGUGAAACUAUUUUUGACAAAUUAAAUGUCAAAAAGAGUACAAAAUAUAAGAUAUUUUACACAGGAAAAGGCCAAGUUACUCAGUGCUUUAAUUUAAUAAAAUAAUACUUAAUGUUAUUUUGGAAUAAACUGACAAAGGAUUAUUUUUAUUACAUACUUUUAAACACUUUUUGCUGCAUAUAUUAAGGAUUUUUUUGUUAGUACAUAUUUUAUAUUUUUUAAUUAAAACUUGAUUAAAAAUCCAGCCUGUGAUAAUAUGUGAACAAGUUUAUGCAUAGAUUUUGAAAUAAUAAGUUUUUAAUUUAAUGAGUUUUGACUCAAUAAAUAAAAUAUAUGUUAAUUUUAAUCUGUUAUUAUUGCACAAUGUGUAUUACUUUUAAUUGUAAAUAUUUGUAACAUAUCUAAUGUUAAUAACCUUGGUACUUCUGAAAUCAAAUGAGAGAAGAUUGUGAAAGAGUUAAGUAUUUAAAUUAUAUAUUUAUAUUUAUUAUUUACGCUACAUAAUUUUUACAUAAAAAUAUAAUUAAGUAUUUACACGCAAAUGUAUAUAUAAUUACAUAAAUAAAACAUUUUAAUAUAUAAAUAAAUCUCUGAUAUUAAAUUUAACUUCCCCAUGACUUAGAACUGGUUAAUGAAAUAAUUUACAUUAUUUAAAUAAUAGUUAAUUAUUUCAUUAACCUGUUCAUGACCUCCUAGCUGAUGUUUCUCACAAAUGAUGUCAUUUGUAUCUUGAAUUUAUAUAAGAGAUAACAGGUAUAUAUAUAUAUAUAUAUAUAUAUAUACAUAUAUAUAAAAUAAAAGUUAAAAUUAUUUACAGUUUGAAUGAUCUGACACUGCUUAAGUGGUAAAAAGGAAACAUAUUAUGAUAAUGAUGAUUGAAUGAUCUUUCUAUAAGUCUAUAACUGCCAGAUUACCAUUUUUACUCUUAAAAACUUGCCAAUAUAUAUGGCAGUGGCAUUGUUUUACGGCAUAUAUUUUGUUUUCCUGGCUUUUAAUUAUUCAUACUCACAAGUCAAUAAAUUUAGCAAAUACAAUCAAACCUCAAUAUAUCAAACAUGGGGGUUCCUUGAAAAGAAAUUCUUGGAUCUAGAAAGAUAAAUAUUUUUCAUUUUCUCUUCCAAAAACAAUUACAGUUAUUUUUUAGGGUUAAAGAAGUAUCAAAUAUAAUUGUUAGGGGGAUUACAUGCAUUAUAUUUCAGCAAUGAUUUAUUAAUUUUACCAAACUUAAGAAUUUAAAUUGUUUUCAAUCUUUUGCAAAAAUUACAAUCGUGCUUUAAUAACCUAAUAUAUCUUUAUUUUUAUCUCAAUUUUUAAAUAUUUUACUAAAUCAAACUUUUUUUUCACACAUAAUGAUUUUGGUUUAGGAGUCAUAUUCACAACAAGAAAAAUGAAGUUAAACUGAAUUUAAAAUGAAAAUCUUACAUGUUCAGUAAGAGAUUCAAAGAAUCCAACUUCUAUACCCACAGUUACAGUACCCACAGCAAUGGCUUCUUUUUAAACAAGGCCUUCUCUGUAAUUUCUGAUGCUAGGUGAAACAGUAAAACAUUUUUAAAUGACAAUAACAUAUUAAAUAUGACUUAUUGCUCAAUAUAAAUAAAUUUUAUUUGAUAUACGUAAAUAUUUUUUCUAAUAAAAAUUCAAGGUUCAUAAAAAUAUUUAAUAAAGGUUUUUGAAGUAUGGGAGUUUGAUAUAUGAAGGUUAAACUGUAUUAUAAGUCAAUCCAAUAAUAUUUUGAAAAAUAUAGUUAUUACCAUAUUAAUAAAUUUCGUGGAACUUUUAAACUUAUAGUAAAGAAUUUAAUACUUAAAUUGUUACACUUAACCUUAUAAGCAUUUGUAGAUAUUUGCUUCUUACAAUUCAACCAAAUUUAAUUAGAAGUUACUGGAAGGAAGCACUGAAUAUAUUCUGUACCUCAUCAUUACAGUAGUCAUUGGACCCUGUGGUAAAUAAAUUUAGAAUUGUUCCACCGUUUUAUGAAAAUUUAUGGUAAUUUGAUUAAAAACAUUUCAUAAUAUGUUUUAACAACCUGUUGCACUAAAGUAGUAAUAAUACAAUACAAAAAUCUUCAAAAAAUAUUUUGUUACCAGUAAAAUUGUAAGCAUUUUUAUUAUCUAGAUAAAUACUCCAGAAAACAAACCGAUUUGUAAAUAACCCUUGCAAUAACUUUAAAUUGUUCAUUACUAUUGAGACGUAUAUUAGCCUCUUAUUGAAUUGUGGGGGGAAAAAAGGUGUUUUCCUAAAUUAUAUUUUAUGUUUAAAUCAAACUUAAAAUGGAAAUGGUUGGAGUUGGGGGUCAAGAAAAAAUAAUAUAUAUUAUGAUAUAUCUUAAUUGUGUGCCAAAGAUUCAACUUAAGUUGUAGGCUUUCAUCAUGAUGAGUUGUCUGGAAUAAUGAAGCAAUUUAGAACUCCUGCCAUUUAUUUAUUGUGUGUAUCCUUCUUCAACACAACCAAAGCAUCAAGAUUUAACGUAGACCAAUAAUAUUCAUAUCAUUAACAAGUUAAAAAAAAUAAAAUGUCAAGUAACAAUAAAAAUAAUAUUUAUGCAUAAUUUUAAUAUAGUAUAAUAUCUUUGGGUAAUAUGUAGUAACUGUUUUCAGUCAAUCAUAAUUUAUGUAAAAUUAAUUUUCCCUUAACAGUAAUUCACUUAAGUUAAAAUGAUUCUUAAUAUCCAUUGAAAAUUAGAUCAUAUUAUUGUUCCUUUCUAUAGCUCUUAUUUCUUGCUUUAUUGGUUAUAAUUCGUAACAAGGGAUAGGACUUUUAUGUUUUCACAUAUUUUUUUCUGAGGACUAUAGAUGGUAUUUUAUGCUUUCUUAACAUCUGCAACUAUUUCAACCAUUUUAGACCAUUUUUAUUUUACAUAUUUGGUUGUAUUUAAAUAUUUUCAUAAAAUUACAUAAUUUUGUUUAUAUUUUACUCUAAGAGAAUUUUCAAUUUUUUAACUUCCUAAAAGAAGUUAUUGUGAUAACCUCCUAACACGCGUUUCUGGAAAUAGGACUUCCGGACAUCAUGUUCACUUUCAUGGAAAAUUAGGGGAGAGUUUUGAACUGCUUAAGGAUUCUUAGAAUCCUCCGAUUCCUUAGUAAUGUUUGUUGCCUAUUCUUGUUCAUAUUUGUCUCAAACCUCAGUUGUUAAUGCGAAUCCAACCAGUAACAAUCAUGCCGAAAGUCAAAAAGACAAAAAAAAGUUUAGCCGCGAAGUAUGCAACGGAGUUUCCCGAUGAACCUUUUAAACACAAUGGAGGAACUUGCUUGUGUUGUGAAAAAAAUGUUUCAACUGAUCAAAGAUCUCUCGUUCAACACCUCAAAAUGGCCAAACACGUGGAGAAUAAAAAGAUAAGUAUGCUUAAAAAGCAAAGUUUUUUGACUGAUUCACCAAGUAGGAGUAAGAACACGUUUAAUUUAGACCUAAGCCGAGCCCUUUUAAGAGCUGAUAUUCCUCUUCAUAAAAUUAACAAUCCGGCUUUUAAAGAGUGUCUUGAGAAGCAUAUUGGCCAUGAAAUGGCGGAUGAAACUACUCUACGCAAAAAUUAUGUCAGAGAAAUAUACAAUGAAACAAUGGAAAAAAUAAAAUCAUCAAUUGGAAAUGGAUCCAUUUUGGUUGCGAUUGACAUGACGACGGACAUUCAGGGAAGAUAUUUAGUCAAUAUGAUCGUAGGAAAACUUGCCGAACAUCCGACAAACGGAUUUUUACUUAAUUGUGAAUUUCUAGAUAAGUGCAUCCACGCUACCAUCUCGCGAUUCUUUAAUGAUUCGAUCGGUCUUCUCUGGAAUGAUAGUUCUAAAAGUGACAAAGUUUUGUUAUUUUUAUCAGAUGCGGCACCAUACAUGGUAAAGGCAGGAAUCACAUUAAAUGUUUUCUACCACAAAAUGAUUCAUUCUACUUGUUUAGCGCAUGCGUUACAUCGAAUCGCUGAAACAAUAAGGACAAAUUUUCCAAACGUUGGCGCAUUAAUUUCUACUGUGAAAAAAAUAUUUUUGAAAGCUCCAGCGAGAUAAAUGCAUAUUUAUGUACAUAUUUUGACUUCUUUAAUACAUAAAAAUCCUAUCCCUAUUCAUAAAUUUUGUUAUUCCUUUCAUAGAAAAAACGUACAUAUAACAUUUAAUAACAACUACAUAAUUAAUUGCUAACACUUAGAAAAUACUUUUCCCAUGCUUGCGGAAAAUAAUCCAUUGGAUAUUCUCUUAAUUUUUUUAAAUUCUGUUGAAUAAUAACAAAGUGCUGUACAUCAGGAGCCUUAUAUUUUUCAAAAUAUUCCUAAAAAUAGAAAUAAAUUUACAUUUUGUAAAUUAAAACAAUUCUUUAUUAAUGAAAUAAUACAUAACGGUAUAAGGUAAUACAUGUUAUAGUGGCUCAAUGCUAUAAUAAUCUAUGCAAAAAUUUGACACUUUCAGUAAGCACAUAUUAAACUAAGAAGGGUUAGUUUUGAGUAUGUUCUUAUAUUAUUCAGAAGCUAGUAGUAUUAAUUGGAAGUUUCAGGAUCACUAUUAACUGAUAUUAGAGACAAGAAGUGUAAUACAAAUAAGUUUCAUUGUUAGAUUUUUAAUGUUCUUGCAUACAGAUUUAUAAUUUUUUAAACUAAUUAUAUAAAUAUCUCAGUUUGUUCAAAAAUAACUGACCAACUUCAUUCCCCCCCUCCAUAUCCCAUUAUUGUGUAGUAAGAAAGGGCAGAUCAUUAGUUCAUUCAAGAAAACAGUACUGGUAGUGAUGAAGAUAAAGAUUUAUCUGGAAUGAUCCACUAGUAGAUAGCAUGAGAUAAAGGCCAAUGAUAUACUUUAGAAGAAAUCUAUUAGCCUAUUAGCAACCAGAAAUUAAUCAAAAAGCUAAGCUUUAUCAGUUCUAUAAUAUAGAUUAGAAAACUAGACAUGGAUGUAUGAACCACAGAAUCUUGGGCUUCUUCAAAUAUACCCAACCAUAAUCCACUACAGGUUGUACAUCAAGGAGAGAGUAUGUACAUACGGGCUGGCAAAUGAGUCCUUUUGGUUUUUCUGUUUAUUUUUAUGUCACUAUGAUACACUUCUGAUCUAAUGAAUUAAUUCCUAAGGUGGAUUUUUUAUCCUAUUUGUAAUAUGUCAACAACUGUAUCUGUUAACUCUUGAUGAAACUAGCUUAGUAUUGUGUUUGCUAUUAUACUGUGAAUAUGGGAGAAAAUUUCAUUUAUUAUCGGCAUAUUUUGUUGUAUUAUUUUUAAAAAAGUAAGCGUGUUGCAGAAGCUCAUAGUAAAAUUUGCAGUGUUUAUGGGGAUGCCUAUUUCAUUCAGGAAAUGAUGCUCAACGGUCUGGUCGCCAACAUGAAAUUGAAACACACAAUGUUAAGGUUAUUGUUGAUCAAAAUCCCACCCAAUCAGUGCGAGAAAUUGCUAUGGUCCUAAAUGUGUCGUACACAAGCGUAGCAAACCAUUUGCAAUAGCUCGGCUAUGUUUCCAGGCUUAAUGUUUGGGUCCCUCACUCUCUAACCAAAGUCAACUUGGCAACACGCAUUUCUGUUUGUGAUUCACUGCGGAAAUGACAAAAAACAACCCAUUUUUGAAAAUGUUGGUAACAGGAGAUGAAAAAUGGAUAUUUUACGAUAAUGUAGUCCAUAGAAAAUCUUGAGGACCUAGUAGUGAGGCUCCUAGAAGAAUGUCAAAACCCAGAUCACAUUCAAAGAAGAUCACAUUCCGAAUGGUGGGAUUUCAAGGGUGUUAUUUUCUAUGAGCUACUGCCAUCAGGAAAACAAUUGAUUAAAUUCUAUACUGCUCACAAUUAACAAAAUUGGAUCAAUCAAUUAAAAAUAAACACCCAGAACUGGCAAAUCGGAAGGGUGUUGUGUUUCACCAAGACAACGCUAGACCCUACACCUCAU
This is a messenger RNA of Nezara viridula (southern green stink bug), 10097 nucleotides long. The record is from the annotation of a GenBank genome assembly. Lineage: Eukaryota; Metazoa; Arthropoda; Insecta; Hemiptera; Pentatomidae.